Messenger RNA from Boleophthalmus pectinirostris (great blue-spotted mudskipper), 6149 nucleotides. RefSeq names its product SNF2 histone linker PHD RING helicase (gene shprh). Gene Ontology annotation, molecular function: DNA binding; ATP binding; ubiquitin protein ligase activity. Gene Ontology annotation, cellular component: nucleus; nucleosome. Lineage: Eukaryota; Metazoa; Chordata; Actinopteri; Gobiiformes; Gobiidae. Bases 150 to 5111 code for a protein of 1653 amino acids. The record is from RefSeq and is a predicted model, not a curated record. Gene Ontology annotation, biological process: nucleosome assembly; protein polyubiquitination; DNA damage response. The transcript is spliced from 30 exons.
AAACAUGGCGGAGCACACGGAGCGGUGAAUGAGCUCUAAUGUUUUGGUUCUUUUCUGACACAAAAACAAGAAAUACAGCCUCAUGAAACGACCAGUGAAGCUGCGAUAACAAUCCCCGUGUCUUCUGUGAAACAACAAAAGGCAGCACCAUGAGCAGCAGAAGGAAGCGUGCUCCUCCGGUGAGAGUGGACGAGGAGGCAAAGAAGAGGCUGGAAUGGAACAUGCUCGAGGACCGGAAGAACGAAGUUAUUUUGGAAGAAGAUCCUGACCAGGUCCCGACCUGCUCCAACUUUAUCGAACUGACUCCAAACAGCGAACCUCAAAAUGAAACUGCAACUUGUAGCACUGUUAAAACCACUGAGGAGUUACCAAGUACAUCCACAGACACUCCCCCCUCUCCUGCUGUAUCUGUCACUGUAAUACCCCUGGCUCAGCUCGGUCUCUUUUGGAAAGCUUUAAUAGGGGAGUUCACUGUUCAACCAAAAUGGCUUCCUUCAGACUUUGAGCAGAGGACUUUCUUGCUUCAAAGGAAAGAUCAGCAGUUUUGUUUAAGUUACAGAAGAAAUAAUGAUUCGGAAGAGGACUCAGGGGCUCAGAGUGAUUUAGAAGAGGACAUGCACAAAGCAGAGUGCAGUCUGAGCAGAAUUUCACUGGGAGAUUUGGACUGGCUUCUGCAGAGGAGAGUUAUCCACCUCUGUCACCAAGGAAAAGAAGACUCAUAUAAGGUGGGCAUUUACCUGUUGGAGGCUGGACUUGGGAAGCCUGAGUUUCUGAGUGAAGGAGCGACUCGUUUGAAGAAAGCAAAUCAAAUCCUGCAGAAAAUGAUGGAAUAUUUCUAUGAUUUUAUUGUUCCUGAAGUGGUUGAUAAUGAGGAGGAGGAAUGUGACACGGAGUUGGAGAGACAGAACAUAGAGGAACUGUAUGAUUUCGUUCGGCGUGUUCAUCAGAGAGAGGGGGCAGAGCUGAGCUUUGAGCCCCAGCACAAAGCUCUGGUCCCGGUGCUGCGGCCGUACCAGUGUCAGGCUGUCAACUGGAUGUUAAAGAGAGAAAAGGCCAAGAGCUCCGAACAUAAAGAACAAGGUUUGCAUCACCUUUGGCACGAGGUGGUGACUUUGUGCGGAAAGAAGUUGUUUUAUAACCCUUAUACAGGCUGCCUGAUCCGUGAGUUCCCUCUGGCCGGAGUGGAGUGGCCCGGGGGGAUCCUGGCCGAUGAGAUGGGACUCGGAAAAACAGUGGAAGUUUUGGCCCUAAUUCUGUGCAACCCUCGACCCAACCUGCAGCAGGAGGCCUACACGCUGCCAGAGGGGCAGUCAGUGAAUUACUUUGUUCCUCCUCCGCCAGAGAAGAAGAAAGCUCCUCCUCGCAAAUCAGAAGUCUCUCAGCCAAAGACAAAAAUCAAUUUUCCACCGGUGCGCUCCAUGUUGCUGAUGGCGAUGAAGCAGAUGGACAAAGGCAAAGGCGUCUCCCUGUCCUCCAUGUCCUCGUACAUGCGCAGUUGCUACGGUUACGACCCCGUGAAGAACCGGAACCACAUCAAGAGAACCAUGAAGAAACUGCUGGACGAGAAGAAGGUCAAGCAGGUCAAAGGUCGCGGCAUGAUGGGCUCCUUCAAACUCGGGUUCAACUUCACAGGAGCUCAGGAGAAACUCCUCACGCCAACUAAGAUGCUUCCUAAAACUCCAGAGUCCUCACCUCGGAAAUCAUUUCAGAGACGAGCAAAGGACAAAGCUGAGGUGGCUCUCCAAAACGCUCUGACUGAAGAUGACAACGAUCCUGAGGCGUUACCGUCCUCCUUCCCCAUGGAAACGAAGAAGGAAUAUGAGGAAAACUUAUCUGAAAACUUGGACGAUUCAAAUGACACUUUUAACAUCUCAACCUCCUCCCAAACUUCUCAGGACAGGAGCGAGUUGGAUUUGAAAGACAAAAUGGAUGAUAAACAAGAGGAAAAAGCUGAAAUUGUGCAGAAUAUUUCACAGGAGGACGCAGACUUGCCCAAACGUGAAUCUUUUUUUCCGUUUAACACCUCAGACUAUCGAUUUGAAUGCAUCUGUGGAGAGUUGGGGAUUAUAGAUUACAAACCGAGGGUGCAGUGUAUGAACUGUGACCUGUGGCAGCACGCAGACUGUGUCAACUACAAAGAGGAGAGCCUGGAGACCACGCCCUUCUUCUGCCCGCACUGUUUGGUCGCCAUGACGCCCGUGCCCACCGGUGCCACCCUGAUCAUCUCGCCCAGCUCCAUCUGCCACCAGUGGGUCGAGGAGAUCAACAAACACAUCCGCUCCUCCUCACUCAGAGUCUUGGUGUACCAGGGCGUGAAGCGUCAUGGUUUCCUUCAGCCUCAGAUGUUGGCGGAGCAGGACGUCGUCAUGACAACGUACGAUGUGCUGCGCUCAGAGCUGAACUAUGUGGACCUGCCCCAUAGCAACAGUGAGGACGGGCGCCGCUUCAGGAGCCAGAAGAGGUACAUGGCCGUGCCCAGCCCCCUGGUGGCCGUCGAGUGGUGGCGCAUCUGCCUGGACGAGGCUCAGAUGGUGGAGUGUGUCACAGCGAAGGCGGCUGAGAUGGCUCUGCGUUUGGCCUCAGUGAACCGAUGGUGCGUCAGUGGGACUCCAGUUCAGAGAGGUUUAGAAGAUCUGUACGGGCUGGUGCUGUUCCUCAGACUCGACCCGUUCUGGGUGAAGCGUUGGUGGGACCAGCUUUUGUACCGCCCCUAUCGCCGUGGUAACACGGCUCCUCUGUACAGUGUUGUCAGUCAGGUCCUGUGGAGGUCGGCCAAGAAGGACGUCAUAGACCAGAUCCAGAUCCCCGCGCAGACAGAGGAGGUGCACUGGCUCCGCUUCUCUCCGGUGGAGGGACACUUUUACCACAGACAACACGAGGUCUGCUCCCAGGAUGCACUGCUGCGACUCAGGAAGAUCUCAGACUGGACCCUGAAGCUCGGAGCUCUGGAUCGCCGCACCGUUCACACGAUUCUGGGGCCUCUGCUCAGACUGAGACAGGCCUGCUGCCACCCGCAGGCCGUCAGGGGGGAGUUCUUACCCCUGCAGAAGAGCACGAUGACGAUGGAGGAGCUGCUUAAGUCUCUGCAGAAGAAAUGCAGAUCCGAAUGCGAGGAGGCCCACAGGCAGCUGGUGUGCGCUCUCAACGGCCUGGCUGGGAUCCACAUUAUCAGAGGUGAGUUUGCAGAGGGAGCAGAGAUGUACAGAGAGGUGCUGCGCUCAUCAGAGGAGCACAAAGGGAAACUGAAAACAGACUCUCUGCAGAGACUUCAUGCCACUCACAAUCUGAUGGAGCUGCUGAACGCCAAACACCCAGGAAUCCCCCCGACUCUGAGAGACGACAAACUCAGUGAAGAGGCUGAGCAGCUCCGGCAGCACUACAUGACCAAGUACGACUCAGAAGUGGCAGACGCUUUUAACGCUCUGCAGCCCGUUCUACAAAACAUCAAAGAACUCAAACGCAAAGUGAAGCUAAACUCUCCCUGGUGGUUGGACGUGGUGCAGAAAGCCGUCCGCAGCAGCUCAGAGGAUGAACUCGUAACAAGAGUCAAAAAUGAACUAACCACAAACUACAAACAGCCCAUCAACAAGCUCUCCAUGGCCGACAAGUUCCGAGAUGCCAGCGGUCUGCAAUUCAUUCUCACCACUAAACUUCAGGAGUUGUUGAAAUCUCAGAAAACAGUCCAGGAGGCGGUGAAGAGGCUGGAGGGACCGGCCUCUCAGGAAGUGAUCGAUGAAGCUACAAUCUGCCACCUCAGACCCAACAGACUGCCCCUCAACAAUUGUGUUUUUUGUAAAGCCGAUGAACUUUUCAAUGAUUAUGAGUCCAAGCUGUUUUCUCACACGGUGAAGGGUCAGACGGCCAUCUUUGAGGAGAUGAUCGAGGAGGAGGAGGGGCUGGUGGAUGAUCGUCUGCCCACCACGAGCAGAGGUCUGUGGGCAGCGAGUGAGACGGAGCGCGCCCUCAAAGCCAUCCUCGCCUUCGCCAAGUCCAGACGCCUGGACCCAGAGCUGGUGGAGGAGGGCACCACCUUCAUGGAGCUGUUUGAGAACUGGAAGAAAGAAUACAAGGUGCUUCAUGAGUACUGGGGCGUGCUGAGGAACCAUGUGUCUGCCAUCGAUGAGCUGGGGAUGGCCACAGAGAGACUACGAGUGAGACUCCCAGACGAGCCCAAACCCAAACUACUGCACAUCAUAGAGCCUCAUGAGGUGGAGCAGAACAGAGUGAAGCUGCUGAACGAUCAGGCCAUGGCUAAAUCUCAGCUCCAGAAGAAACUGGGACAACAGCUGUACCUCAACAACCUUGAGAAGUCUCAGGACAAGUCAACAGGAGGCCUCAACCCAGAGCCGUGCCCCAUCUGUGCCCGACCACUGGGGCAAGAAUGGGCAGUUCUUACCUGUGGGCACUGCUUCUGUAAUGAGUGCAUCGCCAUCAUGGUGGAGCAGUACAGCGUCGGAGCGAGGAACAGGGCCAUCAAAUGUGCCAUCUGCAGACAGCCCACCUGCCACUCCGAGAUCUCAUACGUGUUCACCGCCCAGGACCACACCCACGACCAGGAGGUGCCCGUCAAGGGGAGUCACUCCACCAAAGUGGAGGCUGUGAUCCGAACCCUGAAGAAGAUCCAGAUCAGAGACGCAGGGGCCAAGUGUCUCGUCUUCUCCACGUGGCAGAGUGUGUUGGACAUCAUCGCUAAAGCCCUGUUCGAUAAUAACAUGGAGUUUACUCAGAUUAAUGGAACUCACAAGUUUCAGGAGAAUCUGAGCUCGUUCAAACACGACUCUCAGAUCAACAUCCUGCUGCUUCCUCUCCACACGGGCUCCAACGGUCUGAACAUCAUCGAGGCCACUCACGUGUUACUGGUGGAACCCAUCCUCAACCCGGCCAUAGAGCUGCAGGCCAUAGGCAGAGUGCACCGCAUAGGACAGACCAAGCCCACAUUUGUGCACAGAUUCUUGAUCAAAUCCACAAUAGAAGAGCGGAUGCAGACGAUGAUGAAGACGGCUGAGAAAAGCCACAGCAGCAGCACGUCCAUGAAGCACUCAGAGGCUUCUGUUCUGACGGUGGCUGAUCUGGCCGAGCUCUUCACAGACGACACUGGAGCUCUGGAGUGAAACAGACUUUUAACACGGACCGACCUCCACACAAAUAUCAACUACACAUGAUGAAGCUGCACUGUGUCACUUUUCUGCUGGAGUAUGGCAUGAAACUUCUCUGUCUCCAUGGAAACAAGCGGGCGGUGCCAACAGGUCAGAUCUGUGGAAAGGCGACACCACUCACAGUAUGAACGCAGAUUUUUCAAGAUAUUUUAAGCAAUAAAAACACUUUUAAUUGAACAUGAAAAGUGCAAAGUGAACUGAAAGUGCAAGGUUGAAGUUUAAUGUUGUACUGUGAAACAUCUCCAUGGAGACAAGCAGGUGGAGGACUCUUUAUCAGAAAAGUUACAUAGUCCCGGUUUAAAGUGACUUGAAUUCAAAGUAUGAAUAUUUUGAUCAAUUUUGACUGAUUUUGAUAUUUAUUUGUGUGUUAUUUCUUAUUUUUAUAAAGCUGUAGGGUUUGUAAAUCUAAAAAAUAAGUACAAAGUGAUCAUUUUGUUUAAAGCUUGAAAAAAUCAGCUGGAAAUACAUAAACAUACACAAAUAAAUACAAAAAUAUACUACUACAAAGUAAUAUUCGGAUAAUAUUCUGAAUUCAAGUCAUUCUAACUCGAGUAGAGAAUUCAGUUUGCAGUGUUCAGGUGAAAAUCUCUCUCCACAAACUGUAAAGCAGAACAUUCCACCUUUAGAUAUGAAAUAAAAAUAGAGGUUUUGUGUGUCAGAUGCCCUCCCACCUCGUACUGGCUCUUGUGCUGAUGAUGAGUUCAAUGAAAAUGUAAAAACCACUUGUAUGUGAUUGCUGAACAUGUUUAUUGUAAAUUUAGAUGUUUGAAAAUAUGUAAGCAUUUUUAUAUUUAAUUUUUAGUACAGUUUACAACAUUAUGGGUCUUUAGAAAUUCAAAUAAUGGAUUCUAAAAGAUCAAAUGUUGUUUUAAACCACUGUUAACCCAAGUUAAAAGUGUAAGAUCGAAACAUGAAUUCACUUUAAAAUAUUAAGAAAAAAUAUUGUAAUAAAGUUGCCAUGUGUUAAUAAAUUAAACAUGGAUUUUGUGCUCA